AUUGUUUUUCAAUUGUGAAAGUUGUAAACGCUUGUAUUGCAUCGUAAUCAAACGUUAAAUAUUUUUGGAAAAUUAAAUUGUUAGUUCAAUUUCUUAAUUCUUUUGGAAUACAAGAAUGGCUUCUCUUACCAAACCUAAAUCAGAGAUGACUCCAGAAGAGUUGUCAAAAAGAGAAGAGGAAGAAUUCAACACAGGGCCCUUAUCAGUUCUCACUCAAUCAGUGAAAAAUAAUACUCAAGUAUUAAUUAAUUGUCGAAAUAACAAAAAAUUGCUUGGAAGGGUGAAAGCUUUUGAUCGACACUGUAAUAUGGUUUUAGAAAAUGUAAAAGAAAUGUGGACAGAACUCCCAAGAACUGGAAAAGGAAAGAAAAAAGCAAAACCAGUUAAUAAAGAUCGGUUUAUAUCAAAAAUGUUUCUACGAGGCGAUUCAGUAAUUUUAGUUCUACGAAAUCCAUUGGCUACUGCAUCAGGAAAGUAAUAAUGUUCCUUCAUUUGCUCCAAAUACUAUUCUAUAAAUUUUGUAAAUUAAUACCUCAUUAAGCCAAUAAAUAAGUCAUUUUCAUCUGUA
Molecule: messenger RNA, 568 nt
Organism: Chelonus insularis
Lineage: Eukaryota; Metazoa; Arthropoda; Insecta; Hymenoptera; Braconidae
Gene: SmD2
Product: small ribonucleoprotein particle protein SmD2
Exons: 3
Coding region: 116-478 (120 amino acids)
Biological process (GO): spliceosomal snRNP assembly; RNA splicing
Cellular component (GO): U2 snRNP; precatalytic spliceosome; U4/U6 x U5 tri-snRNP complex
Molecular function (GO): RNA binding
Source: RefSeq, a predicted model, not a curated record